CGCAAUAAAAUACCCCGUUCCCUCACGCCACCAUCAUAACAUAACAUAACCCCUUCCCCCAUCCUCGCUCCCUCACCCGGGCACUACCACCACCACCACCACCACCGCACCGCACUGCAACUAAAAUUUAUUCAAACGAAAAGAGCGGCCCCAAAACGCGAAUCCCCUCAAAAAAAGACAUAUAUAGUAUAUACCACCCGCCUCCCAAAUCCCUAAAAUUGAGAAAAUCGCGACAUGGAUGCGUCCCCUGCUCAGGAGCCACCCCUUGCCGCGGCGAAGCCCACGAAGCGCAGCCUCAUGAGCUCGCUCAUGGAGGCCGCGGCGCUCCACCGAAGCUCGUCAUUCAAGGAGGACUCGUACGUCGUCUCGUCGCUCAAGCCCCACGAGAAGCGGGCGCUGAGCGAGCUGAAGCAGCUCCUCUCCGAAUCGCCCAAGCCCCUGUCGAUCUGGGGCGUGACCGUGGGCCCCGAUUGCGGCGACGAGCGCGGCGACGUGGUGCUGCUCAAGUUCCUGCGCGCGCGCGACUUCGCGGCGCGGGAGGCGCACGCGAUGGUGGUGCGGAGCGCGGAGUGGCGCGCGGAGUUCGGGGCGGACGGGGUGGCGGAGGAGGAGCUGGGGUUCAAGGAGCUGGAGGGGGUGGUGGCGUACACGCACGGGUGGGACCGCGGGGGCCGCCCCGUGUGCUACAACGCGUACGGCGUGUUCCGCGACCGCGCCGUGUACGAGCGCGUGCUGGGCGACGCGGACAAGCUGGGGCGGUUCCUGCGGUGGCGCGUGCAGGUGAUGGAGCGCGGCGUCCGCAUGCUGCAGCUGCGCCCCGGCGGCGUCAACGCCAUCACGCAGGUCACCGAUCUCAAGGACAUGCCCAAGCGCGAGCUCCGCGGCGCCUCCUCCCGCAUCCUCGCCCUCUUCCAGGAUAACUACCCCGAGUUGGUCGCUCGAAAGGUGUUUAUAAACGUGCCCUGGUAUUUUAGCAUGCUGUAUUCGAUGAUGAGUCCCUUUCUCACGGAGCGGACCAAGAGCAAGUUCGUCAUCGCCCGUGAGGGGAAUGUUGCAGAGACCCUCUACAAAUUUAUCCGACCGGAGUUUGUGCCGGUCCAGUACGGCGGUCUGAGCCGGCCUGGGGAUCUGGAGAACGGCCCGCCUAAACCGGCCUCCGAGUUCGCGAUCAAGGGCGGGGAAAAGGUGUUCCUCGAGAUCGACGGAAUUGAGGCGGGAGCGACCAUAACGUGGGACAUAGUGGUGGGGGGGUGGGACCUUGAAUACGGCGCCGAGUUCGUCCCCACCGCCGAGAACAGCUACACCCUCGCCGUCGAGAAGCCGCGGCGCAUCGCGGCGACCGCGGAGGAGCCGGUCCACAACGCCUUCACGGCGCGGGAGGCCGGAAAAUUGGUGUUGACAGUCGACAACUCCGGUUCCAGAAAAAAGAAGGUGGCGGCGUAUCGAUACUUCGUCCGCAAACCAUCGUCAUCAUCAUCAUCUAUUUAAUAAAAAAGCUAUAUUGUUUAAUACCUACUGCUUGUGGCCAUAAGCCUAUGUGAGGACUUAAUUAGCGCUUAUGAUUAGCCUCUCUUAAUUACUAGCAGGAGUAGGGUUUGCUAGCUUGUUCCUCCUAUAAGUAUGUUCUUUAGCUGUAAUUUGAGAAAAGUGUACCAUUGUCCUAUAAAGCUAGAAGAGAGCUUUUUCUUUUUGCCGAAAACAA
This is a messenger RNA of Ananas comosus (pineapple), 1702 nucleotides long. Its product is annotated as patellin-6. Gene Ontology annotation, molecular function: lipid binding. The coding region runs from base 235 to 1488 and encodes 417 amino acids. NCBI's taxonomy places the organism in Eukaryota, Viridiplantae, Streptophyta, Magnoliopsida, Poales, Bromeliaceae. The transcript is spliced from 4 exons. The record is from RefSeq and is a predicted model, not a curated record.